This is a messenger RNA of Pelagomonas calceolata, 1719 nucleotides long. Lineage: Eukaryota; Pelagophyceae; Pelagomonadales; Pelagomonadaceae. The record is from the annotation of a GenBank genome assembly.
GUCUCUCCGAUCGGCCGAGUCUCUCACGGCUUAAACUCGGCUAGCUACCCGCAGCGGUGCUUUCUGGCUGUCGAUUACUGGUUCAAUUGAUCGCUGCUGCUGCACAAAACAGUCGCGAAAGCGAAACGCACAGCAAUACGCUAUCUCCGUGACCUGCAGUCUCUCAGCACUCAGAGAGCACAAAGGAAUGCGCUACGUCUCCACGCGCGGCGGCGGCGAGCCCGUCAGUUUCGAGGCCGCCAUCGGUGCCGGCUACGCGCCCGACGGCGGGCUGUACGUGCCCGAGACGCUCCCGCGCAUCACGGCAGAAGACCUCGAUCGGUGGCGGACGCUGGACUUCACCGCCGUCGCCGUGGAAGUCCUGUUGCCGUUCCUCGACGGUGAAGUCACACGAGACGAGCUCGCAGAAUUAUUAAGUAAAUCCUACGCCGGCUACGAUGCGCCCGACACAGUACCAGUCACGAAAUUAACAAACAACACCGCUCUGGUGGAGCUCUUCCACGGCCCGACGCUCUGCUUCAAAGAUCUCGGUUUGCAAGUAGCGGUGCGUUUAUUAGCUCUAUUCGCCCGAAAACGCAACGAGCCCCGCACUCUAUUGGUUGCGACGACCGGCGACACCGGUCCCGCGGCGCUGCGGGCCGUCGCCGACGUCGACGAUCCUUCACUAAGGUGCGUCGUCUGCUUCCCGCGGGGCCAGAUCUCCGAUUUGCAGCGGAGGCAGAUGACCUGUGCUUCGUCGGAAGCUAUCAGGGUCUGUUGCUUCGAGGGAGGUGGCGACGACAUGGACGCGCCCAUCAAACGUUUAUCGUUAGACACGACCUUCAAGGCCCAACAUGGCUUGACGGGCGUGAACUCGUACAACGUCAUACGGCCGCUCGCGCAGCAGGUCCAUUAUGUGUGGUUGUAUCUACGGUGCCGCGAGCUGUUUUCGUGUACGUCCCUCGACGUCGUCGUGCCGACGGGCGCCAUGGGUAAUUUAACUGCGGCGACCUUCGUUAAGAGAAGAGGCGUGCCUUUUGACAAGCUCUGCGCCGCGACCAAUGUAAAUGACAUCGCGUUCCGCGCGUUUAGUGAGGGCGACUUCUCGCGCGCGUCUCACAUGAAAAAGACGCGGAGCGACGCGAUCAAUAUUCAAGUUCCGUACAAUUUUGAAAGGGUGCUCUACUACGCGUUGGAUGGCGACGCCGUCGCGACGAAGCGCGCCAUGGACGUUUUUGGGGAGACGGAGUCCUUGCGGCUCGACGACGCGACGCGCGCGAGUUUCGCGAAAACGUACCGUUCUGCUCGGAUUGACGACGCGACGACCUUGGAGGCUUUAAAACGGUGCCGCGACGUGCACGGCCUCGUGUGCGACCCGCACGCCGCCGUGGCGCUCGCCGGCGCCGCGGCGCUAGGCUACGAUGACGGGGCGACGCCGGUCGCGAUCCUGGCGACGGCGCACGCGUGCAAAUUUGAAGAGGCUGUGGUGGCAGCGAUCGGCGCGGACGCGUGGCGCGAGUACCGCGCGUCUCCCGCGUUCCCGGCGCGCGCCGCGGCGCUCGAGGCGGCGCCUGAGACGGAACCGUUCGCGCUGCGGCGGCGCGCGGGCGAGUCGCUGGAGGACGCGCAGCGGCGCUGGGAGGUGAUGAUUCGGGCAAUGCUCGAGGAUCCGGACGGGCUGCACGCGGUGCUGGGGGAGUGCGUUGACGACGAGGAGGACGACUUGGAGCUGUUGUAAUG